Messenger RNA from Lymnaea stagnalis (great pond snail), 10047 nucleotides. The record is from the annotation of a GenBank genome assembly. NCBI's taxonomy places the organism in Eukaryota, Metazoa, Mollusca, Gastropoda, Lymnaeidae.
CGGCUCCGUUUUGUUUAGUGCUCUGGCUCUAGGUUUGUUGUGACGACGAAAAUGAACAUGUGUGGUUUAUGUAAUCGUACUUGUUGUCAGGAUUCCUGGCUUAUAUAAAACAGAAUAAAUGUAUAUAGCACUGAAAGGUUUGUUCGAUAUUCCGUUGCGUAAAAAUAUACAGAACCAGUUGAUUUUAAAUUUAUGCAACAAGGAAAAUUAAAUAAAGUACUAAUACUAUCUAGACUGUGAUAGUGAUAGAGCAAGGCCUGCAAGGAAAUUAAAUCCAUAGGCCAUUUGUCAUUGGCGCUGAUAAUGAUUAGGCUAAGUCAGUACUAAGGGCAAGGCUCCGGCAAGGGGUUUACACUUAACUUGACUCCUAAGUACUGUAGGCCUACUUGGACUGGAGAGUCGGUAUGCACUGUGUGUUUAUUUUUAUAUUAAUUAUUUAAAUUUAUGUACUCAUUCUCAUACUCAUUAAAAAUUAAGUCAUAAUAUUAUAUAAUAUAUAUUAUUUAGUCACUUUGACUGUUAUGAUAAAUUAUGACUCAAGACAUCAGACAUUAAAAAUUAAAGCUGAUGACAAAAGUCUAAAGUCUAAAACAUUGUUAACUCAAUGUUCACUGCUAAUUACUAAUGUUACUCACACUAUACUUAUACACCACUAUAGACUAUAAAUAUAGUAUACUGUAUACUAUUACUAUGUCUUACUUUAGUGGAUAAAUGUAUUUAUUAUUGGGCACUCCUCAGAACGGCUAUCCCAAAUUAAAAAUUGACUACUUUUCGUAAGGAAGUGUCCUAAUACCAGCCAAAUAGCUGUCCAUAAUUGGUGCCUUCAUUUUUUAAAUCAAAUUUUGUUUGCAGACUAAUUAUUGCUUGUAAUAAUUAUAUUAUAUAAAAUAAACAAUACCAUGUCCAUAUUUCAAAUAAUUUUUUGUCAGGAAACAUUCUAAAAACUUAUGACUCAGAAGGCAUUUCAUUGUAAUGUUUGGUUUGGUUAAAGUGGCUUGCUGAAAACAGUCUGAUAGCCUACAAAAAAGCAAUUCAACAGAGAUAAUUUUUUUUUUAAUCUCUCCUGCCCUUGUAUUUUUUUUUAUGUUUCUUCUUCUUUAAAAAAAAAAAAUUUCUCUGAGAAGAUGGUGAUGAUGAAGAGGCUGAUGAAGUUCAUAAAAAAAAGAAUAAAUUUAAAUAGAGCAUUAGUCAUUAGACAUAAACAAAUACGUCACCAAUUAUCAGCGGCUAUUAGACUGAAAGCUGAACACUUUCUAUCGAAUAGUAUUCUAUUUUUAAUUUGGGACUGCCGUUCUGAGGAGUGCUGUCCGCUCAAUUUUAAACCAAGUUUAAUUUUAAGUUACAGUAUUUUCUAUAUACAGUAAGAGGUUAAUAAUCUGGACAUCUAAAUUCCGGCCUGCUUAAUUAGAAACAUAUUUUCUGGGGAGCAAGAAUCUCAGUGGGAUAAAAGUAGUAUUGGCUUACCCUAAACCUCCUUAAAUAUUGUCUCAUUUUUAACUUUAUGUUUUAUUUUUUUAGGAAAUGGGUAAGGGUUCCAAAGCUCAAAAUGGUACUUCACACCUCAAUCAACUAAUAACAUUUGAUGAAGUAAGUCGGCACAAUAAAAGAGAUGACCAGUGGAUUUUGAUAAAUGGAAAGGUUUACAAUGUCACAGAAUUCGCUAAAAAGCAUCCUGGAGGUGCUAAAAUUCUCAAUCAUUAUGCAGGGGAGGAUGCCACGGUAAUUAUAUUUUAAAAAAUUAUUUAAAUAAAAUUCUAAGCAAUGAUGCACAGCAUAAAGCUGGUUACACAAUUUUGAUGCCCUCUAAAAUGUCACUCAUUAUCAUGUAAUUGUAUUUGGGACUGGGGGGACAUAAUACUCUACCUUGUAAGGAGUGACAAGAUGUUGAAAAAUUAUAAAAUAAAAGUUAAAUAUUAUUCCUAAAGAUCAAUUUCAUCCACUUAUAAGUUAGAACAUAGAUUAUGCAUAGUGCAGCAUAGAUUAAAAAAUUAUGUGUUUAUGUUUUAGCUACCAAUGAAAAGGCUUUAUUACUAUACAUUAUCUCCUACUUACCUCAAAACCAAGAUAAAACCUACUGGUAGGGAUGUCUGGCCUAGGAAUGUCUGGCCUCCACAUGAUAAGAGUGAGAGGGAGAAACAUUGGUUUCCAUUUGCAAAGCUUUCCAAUAUGUGUAUAUAUAUUUUUAAAAAAAAGUCUGUACUUUUUUUGUACAGGAUGCAUGGGUGGCCUUUCAUAAUGACAAGGAAAAAGUCAGUAAAUAUCUUAGUACUUUGUAUGUGGGGGAUGUCACAGAUGUGCCUGUGGUGAGUUGACUCUGUCAUUUAUUUUAUUUUUAUACACAAAAAUUAUACCUUUAUUCGAAUACUGGCAGGAUUUUAUUUUACUUAUUUGAGUUUUCAGCUCACCCAAGACAUUCAUAAUAAUGUUCGCUAGAUAAGAAAAUAUCAGUAAAAGUAAGAAAUUUUUAACAUCCAUUUAAAAGGGAUUCAGGAAUUUUGCAUCUAAUUUUUAAAAAAAGUUUAUAUAUAUUUUUUUUAGAUUUUUAAAACACUAAAGCAUUAACAUCAAUAAGGAAUCUUUCAUUUAAUGAACUGAGUAUGAGAUGACUAUGUUAAUUGCAAUUAUUUAUGUUGUUUGUGGAGUGAACAUGUUGAAUAAACUUAUACCUGUACUGUAUCUCUGUACACACAAAUUAAAGAAAGGAACUAUUUACAUUUUUUACUGGUGCUCUAUAGCAGUCAGAAUAUGAAUCUUUUACUGGACUUUUUUUUUUGCUCACAUAAAUGCAGAUUGCAGUAUUCAUAAAUGCCAUAGAUCCGUAAAAGCCCUCUUGGUUAACUAUUUUGGAUGACUAUUUUAUUCACACAGAAAGAAAUCAAAGAAGAGUUUCGCCAGCUCCGCAAGUUAGUUGUCGAGAAGGGUUGGAUGAAGCCUGAACCGCUGUUUUACAUUGUUCACUUUUUACAAAUUGUAUUCCUUGAGGCAGCAGCUGUCUGGUUUCUAUGGUAUUUCGGCACCAGCUGGUACAUGAUUCUCACAACCAUGUUGAUCUUAACCACCGCACAGGUAAAAAUAAAUAAUCACUUAAAUUAUGCUGUGAUUCAAUAACCUAAUUAUGCAUUUGACAAAAUCUAAUCACAACGAACAUUUUUUAAAAAAUGAAUUGCUAAUGAGAACUACAGAAAGGUACAUUAAAUAUUGAUAGCUAUAAAAAUAAAUAAUAAAAAUUGUGUCGCCUUAUAUGACAGAUAGUGUAGAUAUGAUCUUUUAAAUAAUCUCACAGCAUUGGACUAAACAAUGCCAUGCCCACAUUUUAGUUUGGAGUUGAUAAAUUAUUUAUGAUGAUUUUCUCCCAUCUGCUGAUAAUUGCUUUAAUAUAAAUAGAACACCUCAAUAAAAUCUCCGGAACUUAUAAUUAGAAUUAUGGAAGGGAUACAUAUUUAUUUAGCCACAUUCUUAUUAUUAUGGAAGUCAAAAUUAAGGAAUAUACUGUUUUAAACAUAAGUGCUGAAUGGUGGGCAAAAGUAUAUACCCAGAGUAAGCCAGGGGAUGAUACUUUCUGUUUGGAGUGUCACAUACUGUUGCCUAACCCUAAAUCAGUGAAAGAAAAUGGGAAGAUAGUAUGUACUGUCAAUUUUCUCCCUGGGAUUCAUGUUAUUUAUACCGAUGCCUGUUGUUUCUGCCUGCUUUUUGUGAACACUUUAUUUAUCCCAAAUUGUCAUUUACUCGUCUGACUUAUUCCAGUCCAACCCUCUGCUAGUUACUGACUCUGAUUGUGGCAAAUUUAAUCUUACCAUCUCCAGGCUCAAGCAGGUUGGACACAACAUGACUAUGGUCAUCACAGUGUGUUUCCAGAUGUCUGGCGUUCCCAUUUAUUUCAUCAUCUGACUAUAGGUUUUAUGAAGGUAAGAGAAGUCAGAUCUCACUUAGGAUAAUUUAUUCAAACAUAUAACUGUAGGUCUUUUGAAAUUCUGGUGGAAAUGUUGGGGGUGAGGGGUAUCCAUUGAAAGGUUCAUUAGGGACUAUUUUCUAUAAUAUUGAGGAAUUCAUGUGCUUCACCAGUUACCAACAAAAGUUUUUUUAAGUAUUAGUUUUAUGCUUUAAGGAAAUGUUAUAUCUCAAAGAAAUUUUAAAUUGAGCAUUAUAAUAAGAAAAACAGCUCUUAAUAGAGAAAAAUUGUAUAAUAAGCACACAAUAAGAUAGAAUAAGAAGAGUUUUUAAAAAGUCAUACUAAAGCAUUAAAAAAACCCACAAAAGAAACAUAAAGCUAAAGAAACCACUUAAAACAAUCAUAGAAGGAAAACACAAAAAUUCUAUUAAAAAAAGGAACUUGCAAUAAAAAGAGAUGAAAAAAACAGCUUCAUUCUAAUUUUGAUUCUUCCAGCCUCAUGAACUAUAGUUCUCUCAGCCUCAUAUUAACUAUGGUUCUCUCAGCUUCAUGAACUUUGGUUAUCUCAGCCUCAUAUAAACUACCGGUACGGCUUUCUCAGCCUCAUAUUAACUAUGGUUCUCUCAGCCUCACGAACUAUGGUUCUCUCAGCCUCAUUAACUAUGGUUCUCUCAGCCUCACGAACUAUGGUUCUCUUAGCCUCAUUAACUAUGGUUCUCUCAGCUUCAUGAACUUUGGUUCUCUCAGCCUCAUAUAAACUAUGGCUCUCAUAGCCUCAUUAACUAUGGUUCUCUCAGCCUCAUAUUAACUAUGGUCCUCCCAGCCUCAAAUUAACUGAAAAGAUUUCUUCCAUUGUCUUAUUGAUUAGUAUCAGUUGUGUACUUAAUAUUUCAGGGAGCUUCAUCGCACUGGUGGAACUUCAGGCACUUCCAGCACCAUGCCAAGCCUAAUUUGAUUAAAAAAGAUCCUGACAUCGAGAUUGCCUAUUUGUUUCUGAUCGGGGACAAGCUGCCCGUGGAGUUUGGCAAGAAGAAAAAGGGUUUCAUGCCUUACCAAUGGCAGCAAGAUUAUUUCUUUUUAUGUAAUUAUCUCACAUUUUGCCUUUUCCAUUUACCUAAGCAGAGGUUCAUACCACAGAAAGGAAAUAGUUUCAUAUAACAAAACAAAAACAGAUUAUGUGUCAUAUUAGUUGUUGUAAGAAAUAUCUGCAUUUAUGUCACAAUUUUAAUUAUAAUGUACAUGAGUUUAAUAGACUUUAUAAAAACAAAUAAUUUCAUGCUAUUCAAAUGUUUGGCAGAGUAGUAACAGGUUUAAUUAAAUCAUUUUUUUUUAUUACAGUAAUUUAAUUUGAGUGGUCAUAGUUCAUUUUUUUAUUUUUCAGUGGGUCCUCCAUUAUUGUUACCAAUCUACUUCCAUUUUGAAAUAAUUUACUUCUGCAUCAAGAGGAGGGAUUGGCUUGUAAGAGGUUUAUUCAUUUUUUAUUUUACAGGCUUUUUAAAUUUAAAAAAAAUAAAUGCAAUUUAAACAAUAUAUGUAAGAAAAGAAAAAAAGAAGAUAGAAAAUUGCAAAUAAAACGUAUAAUAUUUAAAUUUGUAUUUGACACUUAAGUAUUUUUGUUAAAAUUUAUUUUUAGGACCUGGCUCUGGCCAUAGCUUUUUUCCUGAGAUUUUUCUACUUGUUUACACCAUUUUUUGGUGGCUGGGGCACAUUUGGGUUUUAUAUGGGGAUGAGGUAAGUAGAUGGAUGUAAGAUUUUAGAAAAAUAAUUUAGAUCUGUCUAAAUGUAAUCUUUUGAGUUAGGAAAAGCUAUGAGAAGAGCUAAUGAAUUUUAAAUAUUCGUGUAUGUUUCUUAGUUCAUUACCUGACAGUAUAAAUAUUUAUGUUUAAAUCUUGCACCAGUCCAUGGUACAAUUUUGAGAUUUGUCCACCAGAAUGCCAAACUUUAAGCAAAUGCUGUGUUGUACAAAAGCUUGUCAGAUUCCAUUUGUUACUAUUGUAUUAAAUACUCUUAAUCGGUGUAUAACUCCAUUACUUUCAGGUUUUUUGAAAGCCAUUGGUUCACCUGGGUGACCCAGAUGAGCCAUCUGCCCAAUGAAGUUGAUUGGGACAGCAAAGAUCUUGAUUGGUUUCAAAUGCAGCUUAGGUCAUCUUGUAAUGUCAAGCCUGGUUGGUUCAACGACUGGUUUUCUGGCCAUUUGAAUUACCAGAUUGAACACCAGUAAGUGGUUUUUGUGGUCAGCUGACACUUAGAUUGCUCCACUGUAAAGAAGUAGAAUAGUUUUAUGUUUGAGGAUUUUAACAAUUUCAAUUAUAUGACUUUCUUUUUCUCUGAUUGAAAGCUGAUUAUUAAUUUUAAUAAAUCUAAUUAGAGUAAGUUAAAAAUGAAAGCCGAGUAUUAAUUUUAAUAAAUCUUAUUAAUUAGAGUAAGUAAAAAAUUAUUUUAUAGAUUUACAUAAAAUAUUCUAAAGUUUAAUGACUUGUUAGUAAAAAUCGAAUUUCCCACAAGGAAACGCUUAGCUUGUUGGCAGAAAAAAAUGUUUUAAAGACUGUCAAAAAGCUUCUCUCAAAUUCAUGGACAUUGAUCGGAAUUUCUGGGAAAUGUGUGCCAUGGAACAUACAAACUGGCGAGGCGGACUCAUUAUUAGAGCACAAUCCUCAGCGUAAAUGCACCCUUCACACUCAAAGAAAGUGCUAAGCAAGGAAUAGCAGAAUCGACUCCAAUCAUAUUAGGAUCCCAAAACAAGUGUGUUCUACAAGCUGGAAAGCUUUCCAGGCACAGAUAGAACUGGCAAGCCUCUUGCGUAAUCACAGUUGAAUAUAGCCUUGGGCAUCUUCUAUUGCGAAGGAUAAACAGAUCUGUUAAAUCCUACGCUUUUGCCAUAUUAACUAGUUUUUAUGCAUAAUAAAUACUACGUACUGCACUAUGAUAAGCCUAUAAAAAUAUAUUUUUGAGAGGUUUUUCCGUUUGGUUUAUUUGUAAUAUAAAUAUAAUUAAUUGGUUUGUUUUCAGUCAAAAGUUACUGCAUUUUUUGUUUCUUUUUGUGAAGUAGAAUACAAAAAAUGGUGAUUGGCCUUUUGCUCUAGAUCUCAAUGAGCCAACCAGAAUAUUUUUCUUUUCAAGGGUCCGUUAAAUUUAAACAGUCAUAAACAUUCAAAUAUCUUCUUUCUGCAGUUUAUUUCCAACCAUGCCUAGAUGCAACUACCACAAGGUGGCCCCACUGGUCCAGUCUUUGUGUAAAAAACAUGGAAUAGAGUAUCGAAACAAAACCCUGUUUAAUGCAUGCGCCGACAUAAUCAGGUAUUUAUGAAUGUAAAUAACAUAACAGCAGUAAAUGGAGGGACAAAUAGUUACUGAUUCACAUUAAAUGUCUAGCAAUAAAUUCAAAGCCAGACUAAUAAUAAUUUAUUUUUUUUUUUUAAACGGUAAAUAAGUUAAUACUGGUAAAUGGAACUAAAUAAAAGUAAUCAUUUUUAAUGAAUGUAUUGAGAAGUAAUUAUUUUUCUUUUUUUAAACUUCAGAAUGCUGCGAAAAUCUGGACAACUCUGGUUUGAUGCAUACAAUGAAUAGUCCAGAACUAGAACUUAGUUACACCUACGGCUCAAACUUGUUUUCAGAUAAUGCAUGCAAAUUUUGUGUUUUUUUAAAAUUCAUGUCAACAUUUUUUUGUACCUCUAUGACUGCUGUCAUUUUGUUGAUUACCUUAUAUGAAAACAAUUUAUUUAAAAUAAUUUUUUAUUUUAUAACUUGCAUGAUUUUAUUUCACACUGCUGAUUGAUAAUUUUAAAUGCAUGAUAUGUACUCACUUACAUCUGACCCUUGGGUUUUACUAUUUUAAAUCUUUUAAAUGGAAUUUUGUACCCUUCCUGAAGUCCAGGAGAUACUUUAAAAUAUUUUUAGGAGUUAAAAAACAGAAACAUAUAUUAACCUUAAUAACAGCAUUCCUAUUGACAUAUUUAAUCAGGGUAAUGACACAGUAAGUAUUAUGAACAAGAUUAAUGAAUUAAUGUUAAGGUAUAGAUCAAUUCAUUGGACAAAAGUCUAACCUAACAUGACUAUCAAUAUUUAAAAACAUCAAAACAGAAGGAAGGUUAAAAUAAACACGUUCUGUUGUAUCUUGUUAGCCACCUUAAUGACUUAAAUGCAUCUCAUUAUUUAUUUGCUUUAUUGUGUGGCCCAUGUGGGUUACGCCCGUCAUCCUAGUUUCCAGUAUUCUGCGUGCUGCACAAUCUAAUUAUGAAAGUUUUCCCAUUGAUGUGAAUAGAGCCAAUGAUAAAAAUGUAUUUUGUUUAACCACUUCGUAAAUGUUACCACUGACUGUGCUUCUCACUCGAAAAUAAAACCAGUUUUUUUUCUCUAGCUUAUCAACAAUAAGAGAGAAACUACGUUUAAAUGUUGGUUACCUAAGUCUUUUUUUUUUUUUUUUGGCCAUCUUUAUGUACUGAUCGGGAAUUUAAGAAGUUUAUGUAAAUUUUAUUUUUCAAAAUUAUUGUAAGGCUGUUUUUGUCCAUAUUCAUUUUUUUUAAAAUACAGAUGUGCUUCUCACUCGAAAAUAAAACCAGUUUUUUUUCUCUAGCUUAUCAACAAUAAGAGAGAAACUACGUUUAAAUGUUGGUUACCUAAGUCUUUUUUUUUUUUUUUGGCCAUCUUUAUGUACUGAUCGGGAAUUUAAGAAGUUAAUGUAAAUUUUAUUUUUCAAAAUUAUUGUAAGGCUGUUUUUGUCCAUAUUCAUUUUUUUUAAAAUACAGAAAAUGAACGGCUGUUAAAAAUAAACAUUGUAUAACAUGAUGUGCGUUUAUCACUAAAGCAGACCUGUUUACCCUCAAACUCUUAAAAUCGUACAAUAUCAUCACAAAAUCGUUCAAUACCUUAGAUUUAUAGUAAAAAAUAAACAUACGUUAUAUAUAAUGUUUACACCUCAAAAUCGUAAGAGUAAACAGGUCUGCUAAAGGUUAAUAAGAUGUGUGAAAAGGGGAAAGAAAUGUAUAUUUAUUUAUGUAAUAAUUUCGAACAAAUAUUUUUUAGAAGAAAAAACACCAUUAGUCAUUCUACUGUUAAAGUUUUUAAAAAAGCAAAGUAUUCUUUUUUUCUCUAUUUUUGUUAUAAUCAUCGUCAAGCACUUAAAAGUAUUGCUACAAGACAAUGACAAAGGUUUUUUAUCUAAUUUUUUAAAAUUUCAGUAUACAUUUUAUACACAAAAGGCAUUGUAAAUUGUAUCAUUCCCAAUUUUUUAGUUUAUAAUAAUUAUGUCGUUUAAAAAAUGAAAGGCUCACAUCAUUACAGCUGUUACAAGACACAAAUUUGUUUUGAAUGUUUAAAUAUGUUAUUUCUAAAUGUUGGCGAAGCUUAUUGCUUAAAAACACACUAAUCUCUUUCUUAAAAAUAUACCUAGGCCAUAAAAAAAACAAGAAAGCCUCAUGUCAUAAUCAUUUAUAGUUUAAUAUAAAGCUUAUAAAGAGAAAACCUUUUUGAUUUUCCUUAACUGUCAUUGUAGUUGUAGGUUUGGAAAUGUCAUUGGCAAUAGCAACAGUCCAUCUGUUACCUGUACCUGUGUAUAAUUUAGUAGUUUUCUCUUGUUUAAUAAUGACUUCAGUUGAAAUUAAAAUUCAAGUUAAUAAUAUAUUAAUAAUAUAACAAGUAUUGAACUUGUAAAAAUAAUUUUAUUCUUUCUAAUUUAUUAGUAUUAACUGUUAAAUGAAGCAUUGUUUAAAAUUUAUUUCUCAACUAUGCCUGUAGAAAUUUAUUUUUGUGGUAAAUUGGUCAUAAUUUGACUUGUAAUUAUCUGUUUAAUCAUACCAUAAUCUGUUUUUUUAUAUGAGCAUUUUAUAAAGCGACUACAGUACGAAGAUGAAGAAACAAGACAAAUCAUCUGAUCUAGUCUUAACCAUCAUUUGCUUAACUGCGACUAUUAUACAAUCACAUUUUUUACCCUGCUUGUUUCUCAGGCCAUUUUUCUAUGUAUUUUAUAUGAGUAUGAGUGCAUUUUUUUUAUCAAGUCAUAUUAUUAACAAAAAUAAUUUAUGUGGGUUUUUUUACUAUAUGUGUGCAAAAUCUGUUUUUAGUUGAAGCAGAUUCCACCACUGUGAUAGACAGAAUGAUUUUCACUCAAUUUUAAUAGCCUAUUAACAACAAAAUUGAUUUGUCCAACAUUAAAAUCUUAC